AUGAACAAGAAACUUCAGCAACUGAAAACAGCAUGGAAAUACAUGAAAAGCUAUUUACAACCAUCAGAGUUAGACAGCAAUAAUGAAGAGGAGAAUAUUAUCAAUGAGCGUUCACGUCCAGGGCAAAAAAGAAAGAAAUUAUCAUUGACAGCAGAGCGUAAGACUUAUGUAAAGAAACGACGUAUCGAAACUGGACUCGAUGAGACAGUUUGGAAAGAACUAGAUGCAAGUUCCAAAUCUGGCAGGACAUCAGUUCAUAAUAUUUUUAGGGGUGCGUCAGGUCCAACAGGAUAUGCUAAACGGCAUAUAAUGAAAGAACAAGUAAAGACAGCAUUUUAUCUUAUCAUUGAUCAUCGUAUAAAGGAUCAUAUAAUAAAACGUACGAAAGAAGAAGCAUUUAGAGUAUCGGGGACUAAGUGA
This is a messenger RNA of Bombus huntii, 420 nucleotides long. RefSeq lists its product as uncharacterized. NCBI's taxonomy places the organism in Eukaryota, Metazoa, Arthropoda, Insecta, Hymenoptera, Apidae. The transcript has a single exon. Bases 1 to 420 code for a protein of 139 amino acids. The record is from RefSeq and is a predicted model, not a curated record.